AUGUUGAUUGGAUCGGCAAUCGGUAGCGAGUUUACCCAACUACCGAGUGCCCCGUGGAGCAUGGAACCUCCCAGGGCUCCCCUACCCGGCCAAGGAUCCCUGCCGCCCCCGCCACCCUCGCUGCAGCUCUCGCCAACCGUCGGCCUGUCCCCCAACCUGCCGUCGCCCGGUGCGGUGCAACCGACGGCGAAUCUGUUCGGGGCCGCGGCAGCUGCCGCCGCAGCUGGGGCGGCCGGUUCGGCCAACGCCCAUGCCCUGGCCGGCCUCGUCUCGCAGCAUCGGCUCCUGGAGCUGUCCCGCUUCGGUCUGCGCGGUUACGACCUCGCGCAACAUAUGCUCACCCAGCAGGGUGCCGUAUCGAAGCUGUUGGGUACUCUACGGCCACCGGGACUGAUCGGUGGAUCGAAACCGAAAGUCGCCACACCGGCCGUCGUGUCGAAGAUCGAGCAGUACAAACGGGAAAACCCGACCAUCUUUGCGUGGGAAAUCAGAGAGCGUCUCAUCUCGGAGGGUGUCUGCACCAACGCGACCGCACCGUCGGUAUCGUCCAUCAACCGGAUUCUGCGUAAUCGGGCGGCUGAACGAGCGGCGGCCGAGUUUGCGAGAGCCGCCGGCUACGGGCUCUACCCUCCGCCCCCGUACGGAGGGUUCCCCUGGCCCACCCCCACCCACCUGUGGUCCCCUGGACAGGGUCUACAGAACAUGGGCGGCCAGAAUGCGGGCGGAAGCACCACACCCGGUACGAUCGGAUCGCCCGGAUCUGGAUCACACGAAACGCUUGGAUCUCCCGAUGGCAAUCGAUUGAUAGAUAUUGAGGGUGAGGACUCCAACAGUUUGGACGGAGAUCAACCAAAGUUUAGACGUAACCGCACCACGUUCAGCCCGGAACAGCUGGAGGAACUGGAGAAGGAGUUCGACAAAUCGCACUACCCUUGCGUCAGCACCCGCGAGCGUCUCGCGUCCCGCACCUCGCUCAGUGAAGCCCGCGUCCAGGUUUGGUUUUCCAACAGACGGGCGAAAUGGCGACGUCACCAGAGAAUGAAUCUUUUAAAAAGGUCCAGCUCGCCGAGCACCCGGGCGGCGGCGGCGGCAAGUUCCGCUUUCACCCCUGGCUCCCCGCCGCCGCCGCAGCAGCAGCCGCCGCCAGCAGGAUCGCAGCCGCCAGCAGGAUCGCAGCCGCCAACGGCGGCGGUGGCGGCGGCGGGUUCUCAACAGCAGCCGCCGGCGGGAGUCCGUUCGCCCGGUUCGCCCGGAGCACCGGGAGCCCACCACCACCCCGCUCUCCAUCUCCAGCCCAGCCCGCACCACCACCACCACCACCACCACUCCGUGCUGCACCAUCACCCGCAUCAUGCGCUGCACCCGGUCUUUGCUCACCAACCGCCGCCGCCGCCGCCACCGCCCGGGCCAAUGCCGCCCGGGCACCACCACCACCACCACCACCCGCAUCCGCACUCGCAUCACCCGGGGGCGGCCGCCCUGGGAGCCCAGGCGGCGGCGGCAGUGGCGGCGGCCCAAGCGGCAUCAUUAGUCACAGCAUCAACUCCAUUAUUAAUGGGCGGUGAGCAUAGCGCCUUCCGGUCGCUCGUCCCCACCUCGGCGGCCGCCCUCUUCGCUGGCCUGUCCCGCUCCUACGCCACGGCGACGACCACCACGACGGUGUCCCCGAAUCCGGACUCGCUCCCCGGAAGCCCGGCCGGACCCGGGACGAGUGACGAUUCGGACGAGGAGAUCAACGUCCACGACGAUGACGACGACGAUGAAUCGAACGAUUCCGGGGCGGCGGCCACGAACCACCGGCAACGGAACGGCGGCCGCAGUCGCCACCGUCGACGCCGGCACUCCAGCAGCGGCCCACCGUCCCCUUCCGGAUCCGGGCCGCUUCAGCUCACCAAACACGAACGGAGCAGUCAGUGA
This is a messenger RNA of Anopheles bellator, 1917 nucleotides long. RefSeq names its product paired box protein Pax-6-like. The transcript has 6 exons. Lineage: Eukaryota; Metazoa; Arthropoda; Insecta; Diptera; Culicidae. Bases 1 to 1917 code for a protein of 638 amino acids. Gene Ontology annotation, molecular function: RNA polymerase II cis-regulatory region sequence-specific DNA binding; DNA-binding transcription factor activity, RNA polymerase II-specific. The record is from RefSeq and is a predicted model, not a curated record. Gene Ontology annotation, biological process: regulation of transcription by RNA polymerase II; anatomical structure development.